This is a messenger RNA of Trametes versicolor FP-101664 SS1, 578 nucleotides long. Its product is annotated as TT1751-like protein. The record is from RefSeq and is a predicted model, not a curated record. The transcript is spliced from 3 exons. Bases 1 to 534 code for a protein of 177 amino acids. NCBI's taxonomy places the organism in Eukaryota, Fungi, Basidiomycota, Agaricomycetes, Polyporales, Polyporaceae.
AUGGCCACAUCGAAGAGCAUCGUGGAAUAUUCUGGCAGGCGUAUCACCUACGAAACACCGCUUAAAUUCGCAGAGGUCGCUACGCGCUUCGAAACGGCACUGAACAAGUCCGCGGGCGGUCCCGCUGUCUUCCGCGUCCUUGGGACGGCCCAAACCAAGGAGGAACUUGAGACCGGCAUCAACGCCUUGACGGCCGGAGGGGACUUCCUGUACUUUGGGGAGCUCGCCCACCACAGGUGGAUGAAGACGUACACGGGCGUUCCCACCACGCCGCAGACGGCUGUGUACACGUUCGGGAACCCGCUCAUCGCGCAGACUAUGCUGUCGCACGACUACGCAGCAGGCCUCCACAUCCCGCUGAGGCUUAUGCUCCUGGAGAACGUAGACGAGGGUGGGACGAAGGUCAUCUACGACGAUCCGGCCCCCCUCGUUUUCCUCCCUGGCGGAAAUGACGAGCUGCGCAAGGCAGCACAAGUGUUGUCUGCGAAGGUUGAGCGGUUUGUGCAGGCUGUCAUCGAACAGAAAACCAAGUGAUAUUCGCUGUGCAUAUCCAGGAUACGGGGAGGCAUUUAUAAAUA